Molecule: messenger RNA, 1280 nt
Organism: Acanthisitta chloris (rifleman)
Lineage: Eukaryota; Metazoa; Chordata; Aves; Passeriformes; Acanthisittidae
Product: ubiquitin thioesterase ZRANB1-like
Biological process (GO): protein deubiquitination involved in ubiquitin-dependent protein catabolic process; protein K33-linked deubiquitination; cytoskeleton organization
Cellular component (GO): nucleus; cytoplasm
Molecular function (GO): K63-linked polyubiquitin modification-dependent protein binding; cysteine-type deubiquitinase activity
Source: RefSeq, a predicted model, not a curated record
GUGUCGUGGAGGGUGAUUUAGCAGCAGUGGAAGCUUACAAGUCGUCCGGAGGGGACAUCGCGCGGCAGCUCAGCGCGGACGAGGUUCGGCUGCUCUUCGACGUGGGCUACACCCUGGUGCACCUGGCCAUCCGCUUCCAGAGGCAGGACAUGCUGGCCAUCCUGCUCACCGAGGUGUCCCAACAUGCAGCCAAGUGCACCUGUCCAGAGGUCACGGAACAAAUCCGCCGUGAAAUCGCUGCGUCUCUUCACCAGCGAAAGGGAGACUUUGCCUGCUACUUCCUGACUGACCUUGUAACCUUCACAUUACCUGCAGAUAUUGAAGACUUACCACCCACAGUGCAGGAAAAGCUGUUUGAUGAAGUACUUGACAGAGAUGUUCAGAAAGAGCUGGAAGAGGAAUCUCCCAUCAUUAACUGGUCCCUGGAGCUGGGCACACGCCUGGACAGCAGGUUAUAUGCACUUUGGAACCGAACUGCAGGGGAUUGCCUGCUUGACUCAGUGCUACAGGCUACAUGGGGCAUUUAUGACAAGGACUCAGUGCUGAGGAAAGCUCUGCACGACAGUUUACACGACUGCUCACAUUGGUUCUACACACGCUGGAAAGAGUAUUCCCAAAGCUUUGGUUUACAUUUCUCCCUGAGAGAGGAGCAGUGGCAGGAGGAUUGGGCAUUCAUACUCUCUCUUGCAAGCCAGCCUGGAGCGAGUUUGGAGCAGACACACAUUUUUGUACUUGCACAUAUUCUUAGAAGACCAAUUAUAGUUUAUGGAGUAAAAUAUUACAAGAGUUUUCGAGGAGAAACAUUAGGAUACACUCGAUUUCAAGGUGUGUAUUUGCCUUUGUUAUGGGAACAGAGUUUUUGUUGGAAAAGUCCUAUAGCUCUGGGCUACACAAGGGGCCAUUUCUCCGCCCUGGUUGCCAUGGAGAACGAUGGCUAUGGCAAUCGAGGAGCUGGUGCUAACCUCAACACCGAUGAUGAUGUUACUGUUACUUUUCUACCCCUGGUGGACAGCGAGAGGAAACUAUUGCACAUUCACUUCCUUUCUGCUCAAGAGAUAGGCAACGAGGAGCAGCAGGAGAAGCUGCUGCGGGAGUGGCUGGACUGCUGUGUGACGGAGGGAGGGGUCCUGGUGGCCAUGCAGAAGAGCUCUCGCCGGCGCAACCACCCACUGGUGACUCAGAUGGUGGAGAAGUGGCUCGACCGCUACCGCCAGAUCCGUCCCUGCACGUCCCUGUCGGACGGGGAGGAGGACGAGGACGACGACGACGAGUGAGGGUUG